AUGUCAAGAUCUAGAACGCCUUCGAAGAACCUGGGACGGUCGAGGUCCAGGUCCAGGUCGCAGUCUCUUCCCAGUGUUGAACAGGAGAAGAGAUCACGGACGUCUUCGUUUAUUGCGAAAUACGUCUACUCGCCAAGUAAGCAGGCGUCUGCAUCGCAGGGAAAGGACCAGUUGUUUUCGUUAUAUAGGCUUUUGACUGUAGAAUUGAACUUACCGGAGGAUAAGGCAUCGUCCUCGUCGAUAAAAACGGCAAUUGAGCUGACAAGUAAUGAUAUUAACUACUCUGUAGAACAGAUAUCUAACCUUGUGAAGAUUCCAUUUUACCUUGAGAAGUUCAUGGCUUUCGGAUUGCUAGUGUGCUUGAAUUCCUUCUUGACGCUUUUCACAUUGGUUCCUCUAAAAAUAGUGAUAAUCUUAUACCAGAUAUCCAAGUCGUUUAUCGAUAAAAGGAAUGAGAAUAGAUCCAACAGCGCUAGAAUAUCCACAAGCUUGCGUCUCUUGUCCAUCAAACGAGAGGUGUACACUGUUUGGCUCAUAAUUUUCUCCUUGUGUGUGCUAUCUCUACCAUAUUUCGACAUUUCUCGUCUUUAUCAUGAUGUGCGGGGUCUGGCUCACAUUAAGCUCUAUGUGAUGUUCGGUGUGUUGGAAGUAGCUGAUAAGUUAUUUUCAACUAUAGGUCAAGAUAUCUUGAAUAUACUUUAUUCUGUACCAUUUGACAAUUGGAAUGAUUUACCUCGAAUUGUCACUUUUGGUACCUUAGGGGUAGUAUAUCUUACUUGUCAUGGUUAUAUAUUGAUAUACCAAGCGGUAUCGUUGAACGUUGCGGCGAAUUCAUACUCGAAUGCAUUGCUUGCUCUUUUGUUGUCAAACCAGUUUUCUGAAUUGAAGUCUUCUGUGUUUAAAAAAUUUGAAAGAGAAGGUUUAUUUCAAAUUGCUAUGGCUGACUUGACGGAAAGAUUCCAGCUCUCACUAAUGUUGGGCGUGAUUGCUUUAAGAAAUAUUGCUCAGAUAAAUUCCAUACACUCCGGUAUGAUCCCUAACAGUUGGACCCUGUGGAAUAAGUUCCUUGGCGCCAUUGUGGGACCUAGUAUUGUUGUCAUUGGCAGUGAGAUCCUUGUGGAUUGGCUAAAACAUUGUUACAUCACCAAAUUCAAUAAGGUUAGGCCAAGGAUUUACCAUAACUUCCUCUACGUGCUAAGUUUGGAUUAUUUGGAAGUGUUCCAAUCUAAUUCUUCGUCAGCUUCCGCUAAUUCUACAGCAGGGACAAGUGGAGUUGGAUUGACAGAUUACAUUGUAUUGACCAGAAGAAUUGGAUUGCCACUCUUAGCAACUAUAGUCUGUUUCCUUCGUAUGACCUUACCAGAUUUGAAACUGAUUUUCUUUUACAAUUCGGCGCAGUCAAAGUACGCUGCAAUUUUGAUCAGUCUACCACUUUGUAUAUUGGGCUUUGCAGCUUUGUUAUUGUCAAGAUUGAUUCUUGGAAUGGCCAUACUAAAAUGGGCGAAUAGGAUAAAAGUUAAACAUCUAGAGCAUCAAGAAUUAUUACGAUUAAAAUUGUCUGCAUCAGCUGUUGCAUCAGCUAAAACUAAUGCCAAAGAUACCACGCUAAAUGUGGUACCAAGUGAACGUCUACCUGGUCUACCGACAGAAGAAAUAAAGACACCAGUUACAUCUGAGACCUUUAAUAUACCCACUCAUCGUGAAGAGGAAGCCACGCCACCCAACUCUUUUCCUUUCCCUCAGUUGGCUAAUAAGACUUCGAUCAACAUAGACGUAACACCACCAAGUCAUUCUCCAAUGUCUCCUACCUCUCCUAAGUCACCCAUAGAGUAUAACUUCAUACCAGGGGUUCCUAAUACCGAAUCCUCCACGAUAAAUCCAAAUACCAGAUCAUAUCUUUAUGAUGUGGGGGAACAAAUUCCUCCAACGCCGGAAGAAAGAAGAAACAAUCAGUUCACGAAGGAUGACACUGUUGACAACCAUGAUGAAGGAUUGGGGAAAGUAAUGAGAUACGAAAUGGCAAGUAAACGCAUAUGGUAG
This is a messenger RNA of Dujonia railenensis, 2040 nucleotides long. Lineage: Eukaryota; Fungi; Ascomycota; Pichiomycetes; Serinales; Debaryomycetaceae. The record is from the annotation of a GenBank genome assembly.